Messenger RNA from Eucalyptus grandis, 1150 nucleotides. RefSeq names its product lactoylglutathione lyase. Lineage: Eukaryota; Viridiplantae; Streptophyta; Magnoliopsida; Myrtales; Myrtaceae. The record is from RefSeq and is a predicted model, not a curated record. The transcript is spliced from 9 exons. Bases 49 to 744 code for a protein of 231 amino acids. Gene Ontology annotation, molecular function: metal ion binding; lactoylglutathione lyase activity.
UCUCUCUCUCUCUCUCUAUCUAUAUAUCUCUCUCGCCAUCCCAUCUCCAUGGCCGCCGCUUCUUCUUCAUCUCGCAUUUCCCUCCUCACACUCACCUCAAGACUCGCCUUUUCCGCUCCUGUUCCAUUCUCUCCUCCCACCGCCCUCGCCACUGGACCGAAGCGGUUGAAUCGGUUGCGGUUGUUUUCCAUGGCGUCGGAGCCGAAAGAAUCUCCCUCCAACAAUCCGGGACUCCACGCCAGCCCCGAUGAGGCCACCAAGGGCUACAUCAUGCAGCAAACCAUGUUCCGAAUUAAGGACCCUAAAGUCAGCCUCGAUUUCUACUCUCGCGUUUUGGGCAUGUCGUUGCUUAAGAGGUUGGACUUCCCAGAUAUGAAGUUCAGUUUGUAUUUUAUGGGCUAUGAGGAUACCAAAUCAGCUCCCAGUAAUGCAGUGGAUAGAACCGUUUGGACUUUUGGUCAGAAGGCUACAAUUGAGCUAACACAUAAUUGGGGCACUGAAAGCGAUCCUGACUUCAAGUACCACAAUGGGAACUCGGAACCCCGUGGCUUUGGACACAUCGGCAUCACAGUUGAUGAUACAUACAAGGCCUGUGAGAGGUUUGAAAAACUGGGAGUUGAGUUUGUGAAAAAGCCAGAUGAUGGGAAAAUGAAAGGGAUAGCAUUCAUCAAGGAUCCUGAUGGCUAUUGGAUUGAAAUCUUUGACCUCAAAACUAUUGGCAGCACUGUAGGAACGGCUGCCUGAUUUUGACUUCGCUAAAAGUCGGAGCCUUUCAUGCAUCUAAAGAUUGCUCACCUUCUGCAGACACCGGAGCAAUAGAGAUCAGGAGGAUGUUCAAUAGCAAUAUUUGAAAUUUGGCUUUACAAUGUCUUUUGCCUGUUCUUGAAACUAGAUUAAAAAUAAGGAAAUCAUGUGCUCAAGUUUUAUCUGGUUGGUAAUACUUCUAUAAGUACAAUAAUAUAUCGGCCUCGAUCGGUAUGCAUGUCUUUGCUGUUUAUUAGUUCCAUACCGUGGCUUGAGUGGAGAUAACGAUGUCGAAGUUUGCAUGUUGUUCUUGUUGUAUCUGGAUACAAAAUGUAAUAUCGAUACUUCUAGUCCAUGCCUGGGGUGAUUGCGAUGGUAAUAGUACCGUUGCCUUUGAUUUUUUUUU